Molecule: messenger RNA, 2028 nt
Organism: Paraphaeosphaeria sporulosa
Lineage: Eukaryota; Fungi; Ascomycota; Dothideomycetes; Pleosporales; Didymosphaeriaceae
Product: tripeptidyl-peptidase 1 precursor
Exons: 3
Coding region: 82-1839 (585 amino acids)
Biological process (GO): proteolysis
Molecular function (GO): tripeptidyl-peptidase activity; serine-type endopeptidase activity
Source: RefSeq, a predicted model, not a curated record
GAAGAGGGAGUGCUUGAUGAUGCAUAUAUAAAGUACUGCAGGUGCAAUAGCAGUCGCCCAGCUUGCUCGCCAAUCUUCAACAUGCGCGUUUUCAAGAACCUGUCCGCGCUCGCGGUUUUAGUGUGUGUCUGCGAUGCGCGACCCACUAGCAGCGUUGUGUUUGAGAAGGUUGAGAGCAGCCCAGCUGGGUGGGUUUUGGACAAGACGACCAAGGUUGACAAAGAUGCAACGUCCAUUACUCUUAAGAUCCACCUGGUGAACCAGGGUAUGGACAAGUUCCACAAGCUAGCUAUGGAUAUUGCGACGCCCGGCAAUGCGCAAUACGGCAACCAUCUAGACCAUGAGCAGAUACUGGCAAUGACUGCACCAAAGGCAGAGUCUGUUACUCUCGUCAAUGAUUGGCUCAAGAGUGAAAUCUCGAAUGCCAAGGUCAGCGUCAAGGGCGACUAUUUCACCGUUGAGGGUUCUGUCAACGCUAUCGAGAAGCUUCUCAAGACGAAAUACAGCACUUUCGAAGUGAAUGAGGAAACAAAGGCUAAGACUCUGAGAACCCUCGAGUACAGCCUGCCGUCUGCUCUUGUCGGUCAUGUUGAUAUGAUUCAACCAACCACCUACUUCGGUGUGAAGCAGUUCAGGUCCACAAUAUCUGAGCACCACGCCAUCGAAGACGAGGCAGGUGCGUUCCAUACCGAUGCUGUACAGGCUGUGACCGGAUGCACGGGCACGCGCAUCACCCCUACCUGCCUCGCCAACCUCUACAACUUCAAGAACGCGAAGAACGAGACUGCCGGACUUCUCGGCGUCGCAGGUUUCCUCGAGGAGUACGCUAUCAAGACUGAUUUCACCACCUUCCUCAACAGCUACGCCUACUUCUCCAACAAAGCCAAGUCGUUCACCUGCACUGGUGUCAACGCAGGCACUUGCCCAACAUCACCUGCUGGGGUCGAGGCCAACUUGGAUGUUCAGUAUGCUGGCAGCAUUUCGAGCUCUGUACCGAUGACGUACUACAGCACAGCUGGUCGUGGCCAGUGGGUAGGAAGCGGAACGAACACUAACGAGCCAUACCUCGAGUUCCUCAACUACUUGCUUGCGCUCCCUGCAGCGUCGCUUCCGAACACCCUUUCCAUCUCGUACGGAGAUGACGAAGCUACCGUGCCCCUUUCGUACGCGACGAACGCUUGCAACCUCUUCUCUCAGCUUGGUGCUCGUGGUGUCUCAAUCCUGAUCUCGUCAGGUGACUCCGGCGUUGGAACUACGUGCAAGGUCAACGGCAAGACAUCUUUCACGACAAACUUCCCGGCCGCCUGCCCUUGGGUCACUACCGUGGGUGGAACAACAGGCAAUUCUCCCGAGAACGCUUGGUCGUCGGGCGGCGGGGGUUUCUCUGAGAUCUUUGGACGACCAGACUACCAGAACGCGACUGUCAACAAUUGGCUUAGCACUGACACAACCCAUACCGCGGUGAACAACUAUUUCAAUGCGUCUGGCCGCGCCUAUCCCGAUAUCUCUGCUCAGGCUACCAACUUCGUCAUCAUCGCCAGUGGAUCUGCCCAGUCCGUCUCCGGCACUUCAUGUUCUGCACCUACCACGGCUGGUAUCUUCCAGUUGCUGAACAGUGCACGCAUUGCUUCGGGUAAGAAGGGUCUUGGUUUCCUCAAUCCGUGGUUGUACAACACUGCAAGCACCGGUUUCACCGACAUCAAGAACGGAAAGAUCGGAGGAUGCAGUGGUGUCAUCUCGGGCGCUGGAUUCAGCGCUGUCACUGGAUGGGACCCGGCUACUGGUCUUGGAACGCCGAACUACGAGGCUCUGCUCGCGUUUGCUACAUCUACUGCAUAAAGGAUUGUAGAGGAUCGGUUAUCAUAGUCAGUCUAGAAAGAAACAAUCGAGCCACAAUCCAUAACUUUCCCUUCAAAUAAGAAUUAUGCCUGAUGCCCCAAAUUCUGGGGUUGCCGUGGAACCCUUGUACAUGUAUUUACGAGAGCCAGAUAUUGGCGAAACGAUGACGGCGAUCACAAAUCGAUGGUG